Molecule: messenger RNA, 594 nt
Organism: Prunus avium (sweet cherry)
Lineage: Eukaryota; Viridiplantae; Streptophyta; Magnoliopsida; Rosales; Rosaceae
Product: F-box/LRR-repeat protein At2g43260-like
Molecular function (GO): protein binding
Source: RefSeq, a predicted model, not a curated record
AUGGUGUUUAGACCCAAAGAAACUAUGUUUGAGGUUGAGGUUUACAACCUUAGACUGAAUGCUUGGAGAAAAAUUAGCGUAGUUCCUCCUGAUGUUAGUGUUUCCAAAGUCGAAUGUGUAUUCUUGAAUGGAGUUGUGUAUUGGAGUACAAUGGACCCUUCUCAACAUUCCACUUUCAUUCUUUCUUUUGAUUUUGGAAGUGAGGAGUUUAAAAGGAUCAUGUUACCUCGUGCAGCACCCGCAGUUUUCGAACAAACUCCAAUUCGAGUGUUUGAGAACUCACUUUCAUUCUUCCACCGAAGACAUGAUGAGCAACUGGGCUGGUUUUAUGAGUUAUGGAUUCUUGAAAUGUGUACUUGGAAAAAGACCCACACGAUUCUUCUCCCCACAAGGGUAUAUGUAUCAUGUUCACUGGGGUUCACAGUAAAUGGCAGAUUUCUUAUGGUUGUGCCAGGUACUUUUCCGGAAGAAUCAAAUUUGGUUUUAUAUGAUCCCCAGUCACAGCAACCCAGCAAUACCGGAAUCAAAAUGAUGAAGCCUUGUGGGUAUGUGACUAUGUCGAUGCUUAUUGAGAGUUUAAUUUUACUCAACUGA